CUUCCAACCAUUUCAAAUUUCGAAACCCGUGUCGCCUACAUAUGCGUCCCUGCUUCGCCCGCACACGGCACCUCACCUGCCUAGUACAUGGGCAAGGCCAUCUCUCUUCUGCGCCCACCACCACCACCACCGAGCGAGAGCGGGAUGAUGGAGCUGAGGAAGCGCCCGCGGCCGCGGCUGCUCGACCCCGACUUCGUCUCGUCGCCCCCGCCCACGCCGCCCAGGAAGCGGCCCGCGGCGGCGGCGGAGGACCCGGCGCCGAGCAAGAGGGCCAGGCUGUGCGGGAGCUACUACAUCGGCAGCCCCGUCGUCGGGCUCCAGCCGACCAGGUGCUGCCGGCUGGCGGCGCCCCUGGCGCGCGCCUCCUCCAUCCCUCGCUCUCGCGUCCCCUUCAACUGGUAUGAGCCGGACAUGUGGACGGAGGUGGCCAAGUACCUGCACGGCGCCGACCUGGUGCACCUCGCCGCUACCUGCCACUGGUUCCGCCAUCUCCUCUUCGGAGAAGACUCGAUCUGGUGCUACGCCUUCUUCCGUGACCUCUCCCUCCGCACUGACGAUGCCAGGAUCCUCAAGCUCCUCAUUCCCCGCCCGUUCCACCGCUCCUGGCGCCUCCUCUACGUCAACGCCUUCAACAACACCCACGCAUACUGCUUUCGCCAGCCCAAGAAGCACAUCGAGUGGUUUCGCAUUGGUGGAUUCCUGAUGGACACGUCGAGGAUGCUGCUGACGGCGACGCUGGUGCUGCCACGAGGGAUGCCGCCGGCUGACGAGAACCCGCGGUUCUCCAUCAGUCUGACUGGGGCCUGCUUGCUCACCAACGUCCGACCUGGCAUCUGGAUCGCUGACAUGCACAUGGUGCGAUGCCCUGUGUGCAACUUCAAAAAGUGCAAAGGGACAAUGCAGGUUCUGGAAGCCCGGCACUGUGAGCUGUACCUGGAGAAGAAGUUCAAGGAUGGGACCUGGGAGUAUGAGGACAUUGGCAGUCACUUCAGCGAUGGGCCGCUGGAUAACGCCGGCGCUGCCAUCUUUAACUGCGACCACAUCCAUACCCCACACAUCGGCAACAUUCUCAAUGCCAAGUCUUGGAUCCGGGAACGCUCCAACCUGCUGCCCAGGGCACGCUUCACCCCCAUCGCUGUCGCCAUGAACAGCAACCUCAAACCCAACCAUGGCUUGCUGUCCAAGUUCAAGGCGAUGCGGUACUCGAAGGACGGGGAGAUCGUGUCUGUCAGGAUAACACAGCAGCUCCUGUGAUUCUGUGCUUGGUUUGUUUUAUGGCUGGGUUCCUUUGAUGCUGCAUUGUGGAAUGUGUUAAUGCGUAGCUAGUUUGCGGUGAUACUAGUGCUGACAGGGAUAGUCACAGAGGAGGGACAUAAGUACAGUAGAGUAAGUAAAUUGGCCUCUACACUAAACUUCAGAAAAUGAG
Molecule: messenger RNA, 1426 nt
Organism: Lolium rigidum
Lineage: Eukaryota; Viridiplantae; Streptophyta; Magnoliopsida; Poales; Poaceae
Product: probable F-box protein At3g61730
Exons: 8
Coding region: 88-1254 (388 amino acids)
Biological process (GO): reproductive system development
Cellular component (GO): nucleus
Molecular function (GO): protein binding
Source: RefSeq, a predicted model, not a curated record